AUGGCCCGUCACAAACGUUCCCUCGAAGAGCUGGCCAACAAGUCCGACUCGGACGACGAUGACUACAGUGACCAUCCCAUACGCUCAUCCCGACGCUCUGCUUCAAGAUCGAAACCAAAAAAGAAGUCCCGACCAGCAAAGAAAAGGGCUCGUCGUGAUUCCGAUGAUGACAUCGUAUCGGAUGACGACCUCCUGAGCGACGGGGAUGAACUAUCUUAUCCGGAAUCCGAUGAGGAAGUAGACCUAAACGCUCAGAGGAAUGCUAGAGGCUUAGUCGCUCGCAGAGCCGCUACGAAUCGGCCGGUAUACAAUGAAGACGACUCCAGUAGCAUUGAAGACGCCAUCGAGGACGACGACGAAGAUGACAACGACUCGAAACCGAGAUCUCCAUCUAUGAAGCGUAAGAGCACAUUGGUAAAAUUGAAAGUCGGCAACGCUCUCAAGAAACAACCACAUUUGGACAAUACCCAAGGUAAUCGGCGGAUGACCCGGCGCACCCGUGGCCCGUCAGAGGACAUCUACGCUUUAACGAACUCGGGGCGGCAUGUGGAGAUGAUCGAGCGAGGCACGCGUAGUCCUGAAGCUGAAGUAUUACGACGGACCCGCCGUGGAUCCCAGGCAACUAAACGAACUCCUACUGUGAAUGAAGAAGAUGAACCCCAGGCAAAGCAGGAGGAAUACGUUGAAGAAACGACAAUGGAGAUCAGAGGGUCCCAGCUGGAGAUAAUGGAGAGCGACGUACAGGGCAGUUUCGAAGAAGGAGUUCCCGCCACUGCUGCUGCCAGCGGUGAGCAAGAAGCGGUCGACACUGAUGUAGGGUUCGUGCCUGAAUCUGAAAACGGGGAGGCAAAGGCCAAUGGUGGUGGUGGUGAUGAUGAUGAUGAUGAUGAUGAAGACGAAGGCCCGGUAACGAGAAGAAGAAAUAGACCGAGCCGAAGUCAACCAGUCGAGGAAACGGAGCAACCGGAAGAUGAGGAAGCAGAACAACAACAACCUCAUCGAUCCAGCCGCAAGAAGCCAAAGAGCUCUCAACGGAAGCGACAGGCGGACGAGGAGAGUGAUUUCGAACCUGAAGAGGACGAGUCCAACGAUGAUGAGCUGUCGGAGCCAGGCAAAUCACAAGCUUCGCCGCGCAAGGCAAGCCAAGCUCGCUACGAGGAGGAAGAGGAUAGUACCGCUGGGCGACGUCCCGGCUUGCGUAAAAGGGUAUCUCGAUCUCGUGGACAGUCCGAGGCAGGAGCCGAUAUCGCGGAGGAGCUUGCCGAAGAACUUGAGGAUCUCAAAGGUGGUCGAUCGCGCAGGAGACUACAGACGGAUAUUGUCUAUGAGAAGCCUCGGCGUAGUCGAAAGGAUGUGGACUACCGGAUUAUCCGACCCGAUCUCAUCCUGCCCAUCGAGGAGGCUGAAAACGAAGUCAACGAGUCCCCUUCACGCCGUGGCCGCGGUGGAGGCGGAGGAGGCGGCUGGCAGCGCACCCUUUUCCCUACCUAUGGGCCUUUCGGAGGCGGCGGACCAUCUGCGAUUCUGGCACCACCUGGAGCGCCGGCUGCGACGGGGGGUGUGGACAGCGACAGUAGCGAUGAUGAAGUGAUGCAACAUCCUAAAGGCGCGACCGGCCCUGCCCUGGGACCGUCCGGUGCUGCCUUGGUUAACACGCAGACUCAUGCUGCCGACGCUGCGCAGGGCCUGUCAGGGACACCGGCAAACCUUGGCAAGGUCAAGGAUAAGCAGGCGCUAGCCGAUGCUGAUCCAUUGGGCGUCGACAUGACCGUUAAUUUUGACAGUGUUGGCGGCCUUCAGGGCCAUAUCGACCAGCUGAAGGAGAUGGUUUCCCUUCCAUUGCUAUACCCAGAGAUUUUCCAACGAUUUCAUAUUGUGCCCCCGAGAGGAGUCCUGUUCCAUGGACCGCCUGGUACCGGUAAAACACUACUGGCGAGAGCAUUGGCGAACAGUGUCAGCUCCGAGGGUCGAAAAGUUACCUUCUACAUGAGAAAAGGAGCAGAUGCGCUCAGUAAGUGGGUAGGCGAGGCCGAGAGGCAGCUCCGGCUGCUCUUCGACGAGGCCCGCAAAACACAGCCUAGCAUUAUCUUUUUCGAUGAAAUUGACGGUUUGGCACCUGUGCGGUCAAGCAAGCAGGAACAGAUCCAUGCUUCGAUUGUUUCGACCCUCUUGGCUCUGAUGGAUGGCAUGGAUGGCCGAGGCCAAGUGAUUGUUAUUGGAGCGACGAACCGACCUGACUCUAUUGAUCCUGCUCUUCGUCGUCCUGGUCGCUUUGAUCGCGAGUUCUAUUUCCCCUUACCCAAUGUUGAGGGCCGUCGUGCUAUUCUAGAUAUCCACACGAAAGGCUGGGAUCCUCCCCUUCCCAGUGACAUCAAAGAUGAGCUGGCCGAGAUCACCAAGGGCUAUGGUGGUGCCGAUCUCCGUGCUCUUUGCACCGAAGCUGCCCUGAAUGCUGUGCAGAGGCGGUACCCCCAGAUCUACAAAUCCGACAAGAAACUUCUCAUUGAUCCGAAGAAGAUUGAUGUCACCCCCAAGGAUUUUAUGUUGGCGAUUAAGAAAAUGGUUCCCUCAUCCGAGAGGUCCACCUCCUCUGGUGCUUCGCCGCUGCCUAAGGAAGUUGAGCCCUUGCUACGCCAACCUCUCAUGGAAAUUCGAAGCUUGGUGUCCGAGAUCCUUCCUCAGAGGAAGCGACUGACCGCUCUGGAGGAAGCACAGUUUGAACAGCCCGAGGAUUCUGGAAGUUUCCGACAUGAGCAGAUGCAGCAGGAUUUCGAUCGGUCGCGAGUAUUCCGCCCUAGGAUGCUCCUUCGUGGGCCUCUGGGUAUGGGACAACAGUAUUUGGCAGCCGCCCUGUUGCAUUACUUCGAGGGGCUACAUGUCCAGUCCUUUGACCUCCCCACGCUCCUCAGUGAUUCGACUCGAUCCCCGGAAGCGACCGUCAUACAGCUCUUUGCAGAAGUGAAAAGACACAGGCCAAGUGUGAUUUACAUUCCUAACUUCCAGAGCUGGACAGAAACAGUCGGACAGGCGGUUAUAUCUACAUUUCUGGGACUGCUGCGGUCGAUUCCUCCUACAGACCCUGUUUUGCUGCUGGGAGUCCAAGAGUCGAGCGGCGAUGCAAUGGACGCUGGGCUACUGAGGAACCUAUUCGGGUUCUCGAAGAAAAAUUUCUAUGAUCUGAAAGCACCCGGCAAUGCUGCGCGACUCGAGUUUUUCAAGAAGAUUAUUGAGUAUAUCAAGGCGUCACCGGCGCAUUUUCCCGACCCUGAGAACCGCAGGCCAAGGGAACUCGAGACUUUGGAGGUUGCGCCGCCGCCGGCGCCAAAGACGGGAGUGCCACUGUCCAAAGAACAGCGGAAGGCUCAGAAAAAGAAAGACCACCAAACCCUUAACCUUCUGAAGAUCAGGAUCCAGCCUAUCAUGGACCAGAUAAAAAAAUACAAGAGAUUCAGAACCGGCGUGAUAGAUGAGUCCCAAAUCCGGUACCUGUGGGAGGAGGAUAACCCAAAUAUUGUGACGAGCGACUUGCCAAUUGAGCAACGGACCACUUUCCGGCCAUUUGAGAAGGCUCACGACAAGCAUGGCGUGUUGGGGCUUCGGGAGACUGUUUCGAGCAAGUUCUUCUACAACAUGGACAUUGUGACGAUCGAGAAGCGUCUGUCCAAUGGAUACUACAAGCGACCCAAGGAUUUCCUAGCCGAUAUCAAGCGAAUGACAAAGGAUGCACGGCAACUUGGCGACCAGGAAAGACUGCUCCGGGCCAACGAGCUCCUCUCCAACGUCGAGGUCGACAUUGCCACCAUUGAACAGGCUGAGCCGCAGUUGGUAACGGAAUGUGAGAAUGUCUACCUCCGAGAGUUGGAGAGGGAGAAAAUUGCGUUGGAAAAGGCCAAGGAAGCUGAAGAGGAAGAACAGGCAUUUGUGGGCCACACAGUGACCAACAACGUGCCACACGGUAAUACAGACUCCGGCCCGUCCUCCGGCCCUGUCGUCUUAGGUGAAUCGUUCCCGGUCAUGAUGCCCGACGGACCAGUCAGACCGGUGACGCCGACACGGCGCUCCAACGUGAGCUUUUUGACCAACGGAUAUCACGAGGGCGGAGGAUCGGAUCUGAACGAUCUGAGCACCCAGGCCGUGAUGAGCAAUGGGUCCCAUGAGUCUCGCCCGGAUGGCGAUGGAGAUGUUUAUAUGACAAAUUCCGAAGAUCACUCCGGUGGGAGAGAAACACAGGGUAGCUCCUUCGGCCCUUCGGCCCAGCCCAAACCCCCUUAUUCUCAUACGGCACCCUCGCAGCAAGUGCGGCGGGAGUCGGGCCUGUCGAGUCUGUCCCAGAAGGGGCCAGUGACCCCCAUGGCCCCCGGAUCUCAACCACAGGACUACACCAACGAAGCGUCCACCACCCAGACAACGUCCGACAAGAAGUCGUCGGAACAGUUGCCUGCCCCUCGGAAUCAUACACAGAGUCCUGUGGCGGGCCACGGGAUGCGGAACGACUUCCCAGACCUCACUCAGUACCCGGACCGCGUGUCGCAGGAAGAACAUCUCCCAGACACGCAGCAAGGCGACAGUAGCCAGCCGUCCCCUCGUCCGCGGGACUCACUGGCAGGCAAUACCGAUUCCCACUCGGAGCACCAUGCCAGUAAUUUUAGCCCCCCUCCGAAGUCACAGCCUCCUGUGCCCCUCUUUGACGCUUCCGCGAAGCCGCACGUCGCUACGAACCUGCAGAGUCUGCUGAAUAACGAGGACCUGUCGCCGAAGUUGGUGCUCGAUCAUGACUAUAUCCAGGAUCUGCAUGAUCAGCUUGCACAACGGACCAGUGGCUGCUCCGUAGAACAGCUGGAGCAGAUCAACACGAGCCUAAUGGAUUACCUAUGGAGCAUGCGUGGGGAGUGGAACCGCAGCCGGGUGGCAGUCGGGAUUCAGGACACGUUCAAUGAGGUGCUGGAAGAUAUGCAAGCCAUGCAGGAUAUUGGUCCCAUGAGUCAGAAGACGAGGGACCAGCUGGAGUAUUGA
This is a messenger RNA of Aspergillus tanneri, 5013 nucleotides long. Its product is annotated as chromatin segregase YTA7. Bases 1 to 5013 code for a protein of 1670 amino acids. The record is from RefSeq and is a predicted model, not a curated record. Lineage: Eukaryota; Fungi; Ascomycota; Eurotiomycetes; Eurotiales; Aspergillaceae. Gene Ontology annotation, molecular function: histone binding; ATP binding; chromatin binding. The transcript is spliced from 2 exons. Gene Ontology annotation, cellular component: nucleus. Gene Ontology annotation, biological process: positive regulation of transcription by RNA polymerase II.